AGGUUCAGAUAGGUCUGUACCAGCUCUGUUGGGGAUGGAGUACCCUGACCCUAUGGGUUCUGGUCUUAAUGUGCCUGUGCUGGGGUGCCAGACUGACCUUGUCUCUGGGAACAUAACACUGUUGGCAGGAACCAUGGAGGACACAGAUGGAAAAGGCCUAGUAGCCAUCCGUUAUGGAUCUCAGACUGUUGAUCCAGUGACAGGCGUGUUGGCCCCUGUAGUUGGUGCCAGACUGGACGUGUCCAGAAAAAAUGUUGUACCGGUUACAGCUUCCUAUUGGCUAACUGUGGCAGAUCAAACUGAUAGUGUGCAGGUAGAGGCGCUGCAGAGAGAGGUGUGUUUGCGAAACACUUACUGGCAGCAGCAAAGGCAGCGAGAGGAAGAUAUUUUCUCUGAUCUGGACUCGGUUCUAUUCCAGUGUCUCUUUAGAGCCACAGAAGGAAACUCUUAUCAGGUUGAGUGGUCGGGGAGGCAGCUCACUGAAGCAGCCGUGGAACUGCAGGAUUCGGCGCAGACUGAGGCACAAAGGAGAGCGGCUCAGCACACCCAGUUGGCUCUGAUCUUGCCUCCGCAUGUAUUAGACAUCCUAUCACUGGGUGAUGAGCAGGAGUGGGAUCGGCAGUGCGUUUGGCACUCAGAGCUUGUGUCAGACCUUGACAAGCUGGAUCUGUGUAUGGAGCAGCUGCAACAAGACAGAGAAAAAUUGGCUACCCAUGGAGGAGACUGGAAUACACCCGUCCAUGUUAUGGACAGAGAGCUGAGGCAGAGAGAGUUGUGGGAGCAGUGUUGUUCCAGACAAACAGAGUUGGAGGUUGAUCUUAAUGCUCUGCGCUUUGUCAGGCACCUUUCUCAGCUCCGUGCCGACACUGCUCAGGCAGUAUUGUGUGGGAACUUUUGCUACAAGGAAUAUGGUCUGAUCCAGUGCAGUGGACAAAGACAGACUGUGGAGGUCAGGGGUUUGCUUCAACAAAUGGCUUUGCCUCUGCUGGAGAAACUGAACCAGCUCUUGGAAGAUAAACAGCCUGCCAGCUUCUCCCCCAACACUUGCAAUCAGCAUAUUUCAGGAAUCUCCACCCAGUCUUUGAGGGAGCCUGUCAAUUUAGCUCAAUCCCUAAAUACUGUUCUACAGGCCAGCUCGACACUGGCACGCAUUUCACAAAGACACGCCCCAUCUUCUGGCAUUUACUCCCAGGAGAGCCAGCCAAUGAAAGAGUCCAGUCAUCCUACAAGAAGUAUCACUGUCCCCACUAUUCCAGAAGAAGAAUGGACCAAGCUGCUGGAGCUUUCCCCUCUGUUCCAGCUGUUGAAGGGGAUGGAUUUACAGCUGAAGGGCUGGGCCUGUGGGGCUGGGCUUCUUAGAGGAGAGCUCUCAGACCGAGGCAAGAGUUUCAUAGACGUCCUUGAUGCUCAGUGGGAAUGUGAGGGAGAGCUGAUCCCUUUGGACCUUUCGGCCCUUAACCCCAGAGAGUUCCUGGUCUACCAACAUGGACUAUUCCUCAUAGACACAUUGAAUAAUCUAAAACUGGCUCCAGUCAUUUCAGUUCAGAUAGCAGCUAGUCUUCCAAACAACAACUACUUCCACAACGUCUUCAGAAAUUCCUUCUUUUACCAGGAGGCCGAACAGACGCUGUUUAUCCGUCGUCAGAGGCUGCAGUCAGUUGGUGGAUUCUCUCUUCUGCUGCUUCACUGUCUGUCCCACAUCAGGAUUACAGACAUGAGCUCUGACUCCAGUCCUGCCUUCCAGAGGCUUUUCUUCAAGAUACUGCAGGCAUGUCUGGGGGAGCUGUUUCAGGCAAGACUGGGCGUGCCCUCCACUGGACAGGAAGCCAAUCUGAGUGUGUUGGUUUAGGACCAAGAGGCCCCUUCAUGAGCCUUAAAGGGGACACUUUCAGAUUCUCAUGCUGCCUCCUUGCUUUACAGGUCUCAUAAACGAAGCAGAGGAUUGCUUUCUGAAGAUGUAAGAAGGAAAUAUUACCUCCCUAUAUGAUUGUUUUCAACUUAGCAUUGAAAAUGCUUCUCUUUGAGAUUCCUCAGAUAGAAGAACGAUUGCUCCUUUAUGUAUUUGUCAUGAGUGGCAGUAUACUAUUUUUCUGCGUUGGAGAGUAACCAGAGCUGUCUUGCAUGUCUCUUGUUGUGUGUCUGUUUGUAAUUAUGGGAUCAGGAAAUCUAGGAACUUCAGAGGAAGCACGGAGAAACGUUGCUGCUCUCCCAUUUUGAAGGACUCUGAAGUGUGAAGGAAAUUAUUGUAUGAAAGAAUACCAACACAGCCAACUCAACAUCUAUUCUUUAUUAUAAGCACUUCAGAGAUGAAUGCUGAGGAAAAUGCAAGUUUUAUACAGAGAGAACAAGACUUAAGGAUUGGCACAUGUUUUACAGACAAACAUUUAUCCCCCAGAAGAAAGAAUAAACAUCCUUGAAUUACACAAGCUUGCUUGCUUGCUUCCUUCCUUCCUUCCUUCCUUCCUUCCUUCCUUCCUUCCUUCCUUCCUUCCUUCCUUCCUUCCUUCCUUCCUUCCUUCCUUCCUUCCUUCCAUGAAGAAACAGUCAUGUCACUUUGUGCUCUAUGCUUAAAGAACUCCUUUUGCACGUAAGCAUUCCCAUUGAUUAAAAAUAUUGUUUAAACACACUAAUAUACUACACUGUAUAAAGUCACUUUAGCUAAAUGUAUGACCCUACAUCUACUCAUUGAUCAUUGUAACAAUAAGUCACAAGGCACCGUUUACUCUAUAAAGUAUUGCUAUCAUAAUGCAAAAUAAUACUUAUCCCACAAAAGCCACAGAUAAAAGACAAAUUGGUUAAACAUAAUGAAGGACGUUUUUGCUUCCAUGCAAGUUUGGAAUGUUAAUAUGAAAGUAACUACUAAACAAUUACAGGAAAAACAUACCAUGUUGCCAAUGCUUUUCAAAAUAUUACAUCAGUACAGAUACUAUUAACAGGGGGGCAGUGACAGCUAGGAAAGGCACUAUACUAUUGUAUGAGGAGCAGUGUACUAACCACUGUUUAUUUUUUAAAUGUUUUCAGAUUUCAGUGAUUAACAAAGAUCAAUUCAAACCCGACCCCUAAAUCGAUGCUAAUCAAAAUUUACGUCAACUCCAAAACAUGUUUGCCAAUCUGAAAAAGGUUUGCGUUUAUAAUAAUGACCUUUAAUGAGUACAAUAUGUGCAUAAUUUUGUUAAACAGUAUAUGAAAAUGCAAAAAAAAUUAUAGUAAUUUGACAAAUCUGAUACUUUGUUGACAUUUUCAGUGAGGUAUGAGGAACUUCAAAUACCCAAACACUUAAAAUCUAAAACAUUGCAUAAUGUAUUAGGUAAAUCCAAGUAAUAACAUUUUAAGACCAUUGUUUUCUGAAAAGUAUUGCCUUAGUCAAUGAAAAUGAAUUUUGUGUUUUUUAUUUUUUUACUUGCGGCAUUCCUUUAAGGUUUUAUAGGCUCUUGGAGUAGAUAUAAAAAUACAAACACAUGUACAAUCUGUGUUUUUACACACACACACACACACACACACACACACCUGUUUCUACUUAGGGUUUGGAGGAUGGGAAGGUUAAAGGAACAAAGGCUUUGCUGAAAUUCCAACUCAUUUUCUGGAAAACAAUCCUCAUCAAUGUUGUCUUCACUUCUGAGUGACUUUGAACGCGAUAAUUAUGAUGAUCAGAAUAAUUCCAACGACAAGUCCGAUGACAUUGAGGGUCUUGGCCGUCUUUGAUGCACUUGCAGCCUCAGUUGAUUCUCCAACAGCAUUGGCAUUUUGUGCCUUUGAAAAGCAAGUAUCAGAAGUAAUUUUUUAGAAAAAAGUAAUUUGACUGAGAAGUUUAAAUAAUCAUAACAAAAACCUGCCAUCACUAGAAAAAACAGAAAAUGUAUUUACUGAUGUGCAACUAAAAAGUAACAAUGAUGCGAUUCUCGUCAAUUCAAAAUGAUAAACCGUUCAAAUGUAAUUUCGAUAUUGCUAUUUACAAACUGUACAAUGCACAACAAUGAUUUGAGUAACAUUUGAGGUAAGGAAAUGUCUUACAAUGCAAGAGCGGAAAACCGCAGAUGAGGUUUAAGACAAGUUUGGUGCUCAAAAAAAGUAACUCACCUUGCAGGAGCAGAUAAUGGCAGCAAUCCCUAGAGGCAGGCAACAGCAUAUAGUGUUAAAAAUGGACCAUCCCAGGUAAGUUGGAACCACAGCACGGGUCUGGCCUGCUUCCAUGGUGUCUCUUUGUCGCUCUUUGAGUUAAUUAAAGUUAUGCUUUGGUUGGCUGAGGCUUGGAUCCAAA
Messenger RNA from Eleginops maclovinus (Patagonian blennie), 4258 nucleotides. RefSeq lists its product as uncharacterized. The transcript has 14 exons. The coding region runs from base 35 to 1849 and encodes 604 amino acids. The record is from RefSeq and is a predicted model, not a curated record. Lineage: Eukaryota; Metazoa; Chordata; Actinopteri; Perciformes; Eleginopidae.